AUGUCAGCCAACACCAGAGCCAAGCGCAACCCGAGACGGGGCGCUACGAAGUCGAAAUGGGAUGAGGAGAGGGUGAUGACUAGUCCGAAGUCACCACUUAUUAAUGCGGAUCUUGUGAAAAUGCUUGCAAAUCGCAAAGCAUGGGACGUACUCGAAGAACACGAGAAAGAGGAGAUUCUAGAUCUACUCCCCGAGCAUAUACGACCACAUCCAAAGCCUUGCGAGGACGGGACAAUGAAAAUACCACCUAUAGCGGAGAGCUUUCUACGCUACGAUAAUCCCUGGCGGGACGCAGUCCGCCAAUUCCAAGUCGACCUCGAGAACGGCCGCUACGAUCCCGAGUGGAUACGCCAGGCCGAUAUAGCCGUACAGGAGAGAGCAAACGGGGAUUUUGAUGACUUCAAGGAGCGCGAGUUCGAGGAGUUCUGGGGACAGAAGCAGAGGAUGGACAAGAGUCUUGCUGCGGGAGAGAGUUCCCAGAUUAAACUGACGACCCUUGUUGAGCAUGGUGUUGUCCGUACGGGCGAUGUUUGGAAGUUGUCGCGAGGUUUUAAUGUUCCCGGUGGCAGAGUACUCAUUGAAAAGGAAGCAAAGAUUUUAAAAAUUGAUGGCUCGCAUAUGACUUGCGUUGUCCCUGCUGGCCAACGUGUAUUCCUUCCCCAAGUUCCGGACGCAGAUUACAAGGCCUUGCUGAAGGCUUACAAGUCAACGACUGAGGAUGAGAUGGACGUUGAUUUUACAGCAGAUGGCGCUACGAAUGAUGGAGAAGGAGAAGAAGAAAAACCGACAGCCCGGGGUUUGAGAAAAAGGAAGUCCGAAGUCAAAGACGGACCCCGCAAGAAACGCCAGCAAGACGCAUCAGAAGAUGCACUGUCCGGCUCCGAAGUCGUGACCUCGGUUUGCACUAAGCAGGAACAGGGAAAUAACUCCGAAGAUGAGGCCUCUAAGUCAGAAAAUGAUGUCAACCCUGAGACGGGCUCCAAUGUUAUGCAGUCAUCAUCAUCCGGUCUUACUCUGAAAGGGGUCGAAGUGGUUGUACUUCCUGAGGUCAACGGACCAACUUACCUUGGUAACAAGAUGAUUGAAGUCGACGGCCGAAUCAAACACAUUCCAAACGGAAAUGCAUGGAAAGAGUUCCGCUGCUAUCGGGAUAACCAAGAUAUGGGCAGUCUGUGGGAGGUUCGACAAGCCUGGUAUGUGAGGAGGAAAUAA
This is a messenger RNA of Aspergillus chevalieri, 1212 nucleotides long. RefSeq lists its product as uncharacterized. The transcript has 3 exons. Lineage: Eukaryota; Fungi; Ascomycota; Eurotiomycetes; Eurotiales; Aspergillaceae. The coding region runs from base 1 to 1212 and encodes 403 amino acids. The record is from RefSeq and is a predicted model, not a curated record.